AUGAUGGUUAACGGGCAUGUGAUUGGGAGACGAUACAACAAGCUACAGGACGAUUUUCCCUCUCUGCGCGAGUACAACGACUAUCUGGAGCACGUGGAGGAUAUAGUGUUUCGGUUAGUGGAGGGGAUAGAUGCGGCGGCAACAGAGGCGGAGGUGAGGGCGUACGAGGCAAACAAUCGAGACAGCAUUGCUGCUGCCAGAGCCAAGCGGGCAGAGCGGCGAGCAGCCGAGCUGAGAGCAGCAGCACUGCCGCCCAAACCGGGGGAAUCGUCCGUGUACCAACUGAUAGAACAGCAGGAGAGGGACCAGUUGGAAAUGACUACCGAUUUCGCCUCAGCAGCAGCAGCAGGAGCAGGGGACAUGGCAGCAGGAGGGGCCUUCCCGCCUCGGCCAAUGGGCAUGCUGCAACCCAUGCCUGUGCACCAUACCGACAGCAGCCUAGGCUCGGCAUUGAGCCUGACUCCGGAGCAGCAGCAGGCUCGGAUCUUGAAGGGGCAGAAGGCUGGCGGAGUGGGUGGGAGUGGGUGGGAGCGGGUCAUGGGGAGCGGGUCAUGGGGAGCGGGUCAUGGGGAGCGGGUCAUGGGGAGUGGGUCAUGGGGAGCGGGUCAUGGGGAGUGGGUCAUGGGGAGUGGGUCAUGGGGAGUGGGUCAUGGGGAGUGGGUCAUGGGGAGUGGGUCAUGGGGAGUGGGUCAUGGGGAGUGGGUCAUGGGGAGUGGGUCAUGGGGAGUGGGUCAUGGGGAGUGGGUCAUGGGGAGUGGGUCAUGGGGAGUGGGUCAUGGGGAGUGGGUCAUGGGGAGUGGGUCAUGGGGAGUGGGUCAUGGGGAGUGGGUCAUGGGGAGUGGGUCAUGGGGAGUGGGUCAUGGGGAGUGGGUCAUGGGGAGUGGGUCAUGGGGAGUGGGUCAUGGGGAGUGGGUCAUGGGGAGUGGGUCAUGGGGAGUGGGUCAUGGGGAGUGGGUCAUGGGGAGUGGGUCAUGGGGAGUGGGUCAUGGGGAGUGGGUCAUGGGGAGUGGGUCAUGGGGAGUGGGUCAUGGGGAGUGGGUCAUGGGGAGUGGGUCAUGGGGAGUGGGUCAUGGGGAGUGGGUCAUGGGGAGUGGGUCAUGGGGAGUGGGUCAUGGGGAGUGGGUCAUGGGGAGUGGGUCAUGGGGAGUGGGUCAUGGGGAGUGGGUCAUGGGGAGUGGGUCAUGGGGAGUGGGUCAUGGGGAGUGGGUCAUGGGGAGUGGGUCAUGGGGAGUGGGUCAUGGGGAGUGGGUCAUGGGGAGUGGGUCAUGGGGAGUGGGUCAUGGGGAGUGGGUCAUGGGGAGUGGGUCAUGGGGAGUGGGUCAUGGGGAGUGGGUCAUGGGGAGUGGGUCAUGGGGAGUGGGUCAUGGGGAGUGGGUCAUGGGGAGUGGGUCAUGGGGAGUGGGUCAUGGGGAGUGGGUCAUGGGGAGUGGGUCAUGGGGAGUGGGUCAUGGGGAGUGGGUCAUGGGGAGUGGGUCAUGGGGAGUGGGUCAUGGGGAGUGGGUCAUGGGGAGUGGGUCAUGGGGAGUGGGUCAUGGGGAGUGGGUCAUGGGGAGUGGGUCAUGGGGAGUGGGUCAUGGGGAGUGGGUCAUGGGGAGUGGGUCAUGGGGAGUGGGUCAUGGGGAGUGGGUCAUGGGGAGUGGGUCAUGGGGAGUGGGUCAUGGGGAGUGGGUCAUGGGGAGUGGGUCAUGGGGAGUGGGUCAUGGGGAGUGGGUCAUGGGGAGUGGGUCAUGGGGAGUGGGUCAUGGGGAGUGGGUCAUGGGGAGUGGGUCAUGGGGAGUGGGUCAUGGGGAGUGGGUCAUGGGGAGUGGGUCAUGGGGAGUGGGUCAUGGGGAGUGGGUCAUGGGGAGUGGGUCAUGGGGAGUGGGUCAUGGGGAGUGGGUCAUGGGGAGUGGGUCAUGGGGAGUGGGUCAUGGGGAGUGGGUCAUGGGGAGUGGGUCAUGGGGAGUGGGUCAUGGGGAGUGGGUCAUGGGGAGUGGGUCAUGGGGAGUGGGUCAUGGGGAGUGGGUCAUGGGGAGUGGGUCAUGGGGAGUGGGUCAUGGGGAGUGGGUCAUGGGGAGUGGGUCAUGGGGAGUGGGUCAUGGGGAGUGGGUCAUGGGGAGUGGGUCAUGGGGAGUGGGUCAUGGGGAGUGGGUCAUGGGGAGUGGGUCAUGGGGAGUGGGUCAUGGGGAGUGGGUCAUGGGGAGUGGGUCAUGGGGAGUGGGUCAUGGGGAGUGGGUCAUGGGGAGUGGGUCAUGGGGAGUGGGUCAUGGGGAGUGGGUCAUGGGGAGUGGGUCAUGGGGAGUGGGUCAUGGGGAGUGGGUCAUGGGGAGUGGGUCAUGGGGAGUGGGUCAUGGGGAGUGGGUCAUGGGGAGUGGGUCAUGGGGAGUGGGUCAUGGGGAGUGGGUCAUGGGGAGUGGGUCAUGGGGAGUGGGUCAUGGGGAGUGGGUCAUGGGGAGUGGGUCAUGGGGAGUGGGUCAUGGGGAGUGGGUCAUGGGGAGUGGGUCAUGGGGAGUGGGUCAUGGGGAGUGGGUCAUGGGGAGUGGGUCAUGGGGAGUGGGUCAUGGGGAGUGGGUCAUGGGGAGUGGGUCAUGGGGAGUGGGUCAUGGGGAGUGGGUCAUGGGGAGUGGGUCAUGGGGAGUGGGUCAUGGGGAGUGGGUCAUGGGGAGUGGGUCAUGGGGAGUGGGUCAUGGGGAGUGGGUCAUGGGGAGUGGGUCAUGGGGAGUGGGUCAUGGGGAGUGGGUCAUGGGGAGUGGGUCAUGGGGAGUGGGUCAUGGGGAGUGGGUCAUGGGGAGUGGGUCAUGGGGAGUGGGUCAUGGGGAGUGGGUCAUGGGGAGCGGGUCAUGGGGAGUGGGUCAUGGGGAGUGGGUCAUGGGGAGCGGGUCAUGGGGAGUGGGUCAUGGGGAGUGGGUCAUGGGGAGUGGGUCAUGGGGAGUGGGUCAUGGGGAGUGGGUCAUGGGGAGUGGGUCAUGGGGAGCGGGUCAUGGGGAGUGGGUCAUGGGGAGUGGGUCAUGGGGAGUGGGUCAUGGGGAGUGGGUCAUGGGGAGUGGGUCAUGGGGAGUGGGUCAUGGGGAGUGGGUCAUGGGGAGUGGGUCAUGGGGAGUGGGUCAUGGGGAGUGGGUCAUGGGGAGUGGGUCAUGGGGAGUGGGUCAUGGGGAGUGGGUCAUGGGGAGUGGGUCAUGGGGAGUGGGUCAUGGGGAGUGGGUCAUGGGGAGUGGGUCAUGGGGAGUGGGUCAUGGGGAGUGGGUCAUGGGGAGUGGGUCAUGGGGAGUGGGUCAUGGGGAGUGGGUCAUGGGGAGUGGGUCAUGGGGAGUGGGUCAUGGGGAGUGGGUCAUGGGGAGUGGGUCAUGGGGAGUGGGUCAUGGGGAGUGGGUCAUGGGGAGUGGGUCAUGGGGAGUGGGUCAUGGGGAGUGGGUCAUGGGGAGUGGGUCAUGGGGAGUGGGUCAUGGGGAGUGGGUCAUGGGGAGUGGGUCAUGGGGAGUGGGUCAUGGGGAGUGGGUCAUGGGGAGUGGGUCAUGGGGAGUGGGUCAUGGGGAGUGGGUCAUGGGGAGUGGGUCAUGGGGAGUGGGUCAUGGGGAGUGGGUCAUGGGGAGUGGGUCAUGGGGAGUGGGUCAUGGGGAGUGGGUCAUGGGGAGUGGGUCAUGGGGAGUGGGUCAUGGGGAGUGGGUCAUGGGGAGUGGGUCAUGGGGAGUGGGUCAUGGGGAGUGGGUCAUGGGGAGUGGGUCAUGGGGAGUGGGUCAUGGGGAGUGGGUCAUGGGGAGCGGGUCAUGGGGAGUGGGUCAUGGGGAGUGGGUCAUGGGGAGCGGGUCAUGGGGAGUGGGUCAUGGGGAGUGGGUCAUGGGGAGUGGGUCAUGGGGAGUGGGUCAUGGGGAGUGGGUCAUGGGGAGUGGGUCAUGGGGAGCGGGUCAUGGGGAGUGGGUCAUGGGGAGUGGGUCAUGGGGAGUGGGUCAUGGGGAGUGGGUCAUGGGGAGUGGGUCAUGGGGAGUGGGUCAUGGGGAGUGGGUCAUGGGGAGUGGGUCAUGGGGAGUGGGUCAUGGGGAGUGGGUCAUGGGGAGUGGGUCAUGGGGAGUGGGUCAUGGGGAGUGGGUCAUGGGGAGUGGGUCAUGGGGAGUGGGUCAUGGGGAGUGGGUCAUGGGGAGUGGGUCAUGGGGAGUGGGUCAUGGGGAGUGGGUCAUGGGGAGUGGGUCAUGGGGAGUGGGUCAUGGGGAGUGGGUCAUGGGGAGUGGGUCAUGGGGAGUGGGUCAUCGGCGCGGAGAGUGGGCGAUGGGACAGGAGAGUGGAGAGUGGAAGCCCAACUUCGCAGCAGAUUCCUCACCUCAUGUCUGCAGCAGAUUCCUCACCUCGUGUCUGCAGCAGUCGAUUCGAUACUGCCUUCUCCUGCUGCUGCCUGCAGUAUCGAGCAGCGAAAAGCUGCUUGUCCUUUCCUUUCCCACCGUCCUCGAUCCCGUGCCCUCGUUCUCUCCCCUCCCUUUCCGUCGCCCUCGUUCUCUCCCCUCCCUUUCCGUCGCCCUCGUUCUCUCCCCUCCCUUUCCGUUGCCCUCGUUCUCUCCACUCCCUUUCCGUCGCCCUCGUUCUCUCCCCUCCCUUUCCGUCGCCCUCGCUCUCUCCCCUCCCUUUCCGUCGCCCUCGCUCUCUCCCCUCCCUUUCCGUCGCCCUCGCUCUCUCCCCUCCCUUUCCGUCGCCCUCGCUCUCUCCCAUCCCUUUCCGUUGCCCUCGUUCUCUCCCCUCCCUUUCCGUCCCCCUCGUUCUCUCCCAUCCCUUUCCGUCGCCCUCGUUCUCUCCCCUCCCUUUCCGUCCCCCUCGUUCUCUCCCAUCCCUUUCCGUCGCCCUCGUUCUCUCCCAUCCCUUUCCGUCGCCCUCGUUCUCUCCCAUCCCUUUCCGUCGCCCUCGUUCUCUCCCCUCCCUUUCCGUCGCCCUCGCUCUCUCCCAUCCCUUCGUCGCCCUCGUUCUCUCCCCUCCCUUUCCGUCGCCCUUGCUCUCUCCCCUCCCUUCCCGUCGCCCUCGUUCUCUCCCCUCCCUUUCCGUCCCCCUCGUUCUCUCCCCUCCCUUUCCGUCGCCCUCGCUCUCUCCCCUCCCUUUCCGUCGCCCUCGUUCUCUCCCCUCCCUUUCCGUCCCCCUCGUUCUCUCCCAUCCCUUUCCGUCGCCCUCGCUCUCUCCCCUCCCUUUCCGCCGCCCUCGCUCUCUCCCAUCCCUUUCCGUCGCCCUCGUUCUCUCCCAUCCCUUUCCGUCGCCCUCGUUCUCUCCCCUCCCUUUCCGUCGCCCUCGCUCUCCCCCCUCCCUUUCCGUCACCCUCGUUCUCUCCCCUCCCUUCCCGUCGUCCUUGCUAUCUAG
Closterium sp. Yama58-4 is the source of this 5307-nucleotide messenger RNA. The record is from the annotation of a GenBank genome assembly. Lineage: Eukaryota; Viridiplantae; Streptophyta; Zygnematophyceae; Desmidiales; Closteriaceae.